Ambispora gerdemannii is the source of this 158-nucleotide messenger RNA. The record is from the annotation of a GenBank genome assembly. NCBI's taxonomy places the organism in Eukaryota, Fungi, Glomeromycota, Glomeromycetes, Archaeosporales, Ambisporaceae.
AUGACUUUUGUUGAUAUUAAUGGACAACAAAAAAUUCAGCAAAUGAUAUUUGAUAAAAAUCAUCUUGACUCCACUAUGCGAGGACAACCAAAAGGGAUAAGGAGAGUAUUAAUGGAAAGAGAUCUUUGGAGGGAAGGGUUAACUUUGGAUUGUCGAAU